Aspergillus welwitschiae is the source of this 1040-nucleotide messenger RNA. RefSeq names its product CCAAT-binding factor complex subunit HapE (gene hapE). Gene Ontology annotation, biological process: regulation of DNA-templated transcription. Gene Ontology annotation, cellular component: CCAAT-binding factor complex; nucleus. Gene Ontology annotation, molecular function: DNA-binding transcription activator activity, RNA polymerase II-specific; protein heterodimerization activity; DNA binding. The record is from RefSeq and is a predicted model, not a curated record. The transcript has 5 exons. Bases 105 to 896 code for a protein of 263 amino acids. NCBI's taxonomy places the organism in Eukaryota, Fungi, Ascomycota, Eurotiomycetes, Eurotiales, Aspergillaceae.
CGCUUGUUGGGAACGUCUUUUCAUCCUUUGCCAGACGAGUCUGUAAAAGUGCUGUUGCGCACGUCUUAUAUCUAAGUACAAGUGACUGGGCUAGUCAUUUAAUCAUGGAACAAACUGCACAAACCCCUGGAAAACAGCAGGGCAGGCAGCAGCCUGUGUACGACACCAGAAAUGGCGGGCAUUAUGGUGCUAGCGCAGCGCUUUCUGCGCAAGGCUAUGCGCCUGUUGCUGAGCUCUAUACCGGGACAUGGGCGAAUGUCAACCAAGGCCUGCAGGGAACCGCCCGCGAUAUACUUACAACAUAUUGGCAGCACAUCAUCAACCAUCUAGAGUCGGACAACCAUGAUUACAAGAUACACCAACUACCACUGGCUCGCAUCAAAAAGGUCAUGAAGGCUGACCCAGAGGUUAAAAUGAUAUCAGCGGAAGCACCAAUACUUUUUGCCAAAGGCUGUGAUAUCUUUAUCACUGAACUGACCAUGCGGGCAUGGAUUCAUGCCGAGGACAACAAGCGGCGUACGCUACAGAGGUCUGAUAUUGCAGCAGCACUAUCAAAAUCUGACAUGUUUGAUUUCCUCAUUGACAUAGUACCUCGCGAGGAGGCCACGUCCCAUGCAAAGCGGUCUAGCCAGACAGCUGGAGCUUCUGCAGGCGUCCCCGGCCCUGCAGGAGCCACCGGCCAACUGCCACCAUCCCAACACGGUGUUCCCCACCACAUGCCUCCGCCGGACUAUAGUACCCUCGGUCAGCAUGGGCUCCAAGAUCAAGAAUAUCGGCCGCCAACGAUGUAUGCUGGAGCUGUGCAGUCUGACCCGACGGCUGCUUAUGGUCAGCAUCAGCCUCAGAUGUUUGAAGGAAUGUAUGCAGCGUAUCCGCAUCUACCACCCCAGCAGUGAGUGGUGACGGCACUCAGAGCCAGGUACAACCUGAGCGGCACACUAAGAUUAUACGUACAACGGCACCAUGCCAUGGUUUCGGUUACCCCGGUAAAGGAAGUGGCCGGCUAUGUACUGUGUAGCAACAGCUGUGUUGCAGAUUUA